AUGCGCCAAAUCACUAAACCGUCCUUUGCAGGCACGAUCGUGCAGGGCACGAUCGCAUCCGUCUCCCCACAGAUGAAUACGAACCUCCGAAAUGCAAAGAUGACACCCAAGGGCGGUGCACAGAUCUCGCUCGACCACGUCAGCAUUCGUGGCAGCGAGAUCAGAUACUACAUCCUUCCCGACUCACUACCACUCGACACACUGCUCAUCGACGAUACCCCGAAACCGAAGAACAAGGCGCGUAAGGAGCAGGACAAGAGCGCUGCGCCGCCAAUGCGGGGUGGACGCGGUGGUCCUCGUGGUGGGCGUGGAGGCGGGCGCGGAGGUGGUGGCAGAGGUAGAGGUCGGGGCGGCGGUCGCGGUUUCUAG
This is a messenger RNA of Ramularia collo-cygni, 369 nucleotides long. Its product is annotated as related to small nuclear ribonucleoprotein. The coding region runs from base 1 to 369 and encodes 122 amino acids. The transcript has a single exon. Gene Ontology annotation, cellular component: U12-type spliceosomal complex; pICln-Sm protein complex; U4 snRNP. Gene Ontology annotation, biological process: RNA processing; spliceosomal snRNP assembly. Gene Ontology annotation, molecular function: RNA binding. Lineage: Eukaryota; Fungi; Ascomycota; Dothideomycetes; Mycosphaerellales; Mycosphaerellaceae. The record is from RefSeq and is a predicted model, not a curated record.